Quercus lobata is the source of this 6362-nucleotide messenger RNA. Its product is annotated as TMV resistance protein N-like. The coding region runs from base 219 to 3743 and encodes 1174 amino acids. Gene Ontology annotation, biological process: signal transduction; defense response. Lineage: Eukaryota; Viridiplantae; Streptophyta; Magnoliopsida; Fagales; Fagaceae. The transcript is spliced from 10 exons. Gene Ontology annotation, molecular function: ADP binding. The record is from RefSeq and is a predicted model, not a curated record.
CAAUCUCCUUUGUUCUUUGUUUGCCUUUUCCUUCUCUCUUCCACUGCAACCUCAUCAUUCUAUGCUAAUCUCACCUUUAUCUUUAUUCUUCUUUUUCUUCCCUUCCUUUGCAGCUGAACUCUAACCCAAUUUUCAUUUUCAACCUCACUCGCUUUCACCUUCCGAGAGAAAGUGACUGAACAUUUUGGUCAUUGAUCCAAUUGCUUCCAUUUCCUUCGAUGGCGACUCAAACAGCCUCCUCCUCCUCCUCUUCUUCUCGUAAGUAUGAUGUGUUUCUGAGUUUUUGCGGCGUUGACACCCGUAAGAAUUUCACAGACCAUCUCUAUACUGCUUUGAAACAAAAGGGUAUUAUCACCUUUAGGGACGAUGAGAAGCUUGAGCGUGGAAAAUAUAUAUCUGAAGAGCUCUUGAAAGCAAUAGAAGAGUCUGAUCAUGCAAUCAUCGUUCUCUCAAAAAACUAUGCUUUUUCAAGGUGGUGUUUGAUUGAACUAGCAAAGGUUGUUGAAUGCACGAAGAAGACCGGGUUGAUAGUUUUUCCUGUGUUUUACCAUGUUGAUCCCUCUGACGCACGGAACCAGACAAGAACUCUUGGUGAAGCCUUUACUAAACAUGAGAAAGAUCCCAAGGUUAACAUAAAUGAUGUACAAGAGUGGAAAGCUGCUUUAACAAAAGUGGGAAAUAUCUCUGGAUGGCAUUUACAUGACGGACAUGAGUCAAAAGUUAUUGAAGAGAUGGUUGGAAAAAUACUUGGUAAGUUGAAUUCUACAUACUCAAUUUCUCACAAGGAUCUUGUUGGAAUAAACUCUCGUAUGGAUGAAUUGGUGGAUUUAUUAGGCAUGGGGUUGAAUGAUGUUCGCUUUAUAGGAAUUUGGGGAAUGGGAGGAAUGGGUAAAACAACUUUAGCAAAAGUUGUUUAUGAUAGAUUUCAUGAUCGUUUUGAAGGCAGCAGCUUUCUUGCCAAUGUUAGAGAAGAAAGUGGAGAACGUGGUCUAGUUUCUUUACAAAAACAACUGCUUUCUGAUUUCUUGAUUGAAAUGAGUAUUGAUUUUUCAGAUGUUCAAAGGGGAAUCAAUGUGAUAUUGAAAAGAUUAUGUCAUAAAAAGGUUCUCAUCAUUCUUGAUGAUGUGGAUCGACCUGAUCAAUUAGAAGCACUAGUAGGAGAACAAAGUUGGUUUGGUCAAGGAAGUAGAAUUAUUAUUACAACUAGAGAUCAACAUCUAUUAAUCAGACAUGAAGUGGCUAAAGCUCAAAUAUACAAAGUUAAGGAAUUAAACAAUGAUGAAUCUCUUAAGCUCUUUAGUCAAAAAGCCUUCAAGAAAGAUCACCCUCUAGUAGGUUACGAAGAGUUGUCUCAGAAGUUUAUAUAUUAUGCUAAAGGCCUUCCUUUAGCUCUUAAAGUUUUGGGUUCCUUCCUAUAUUGUAGAGAUCUAAAUUUAUGGGAAAGUACCCUAGCUAGAUCUAAAGAAAAUCCUCCAAAAGAUAUUCUAGAUGUGCUUGAAAUAAGUUUUGAUAGCCUAGAGGAAAGAGAGAAAAGCAUUUAUUUAGAUAUUGCUUGUUUCUUCAAUGGGAAGGACAGAGGUUAUGUAACAAAACUACUACAAAUUCUCUAUGACAAGCCAGACAUUGAUAUAGAUGUUCUAUUAAAAAAAUCUCUUAUAACCAUAUCAAGGGAAUACUUUGAGAUGCAUGAUUUACUACAAGAAUUAGGUAGGGAAAUUGUUCGUCGUGAAUCUCCUCAAGAGGCUGGUAAACGUAGCAGGUUGUGGCAUAGUGAGGAUGUCCUACGUGUACUAAGAGAAAAUUCUGGAACCAAAUCAGUUAAAGGCAUAUUCCUUUGGUCACCUCCCAAAAAAGAGAAACACUUGAAUGUUAAAGCCUUCUCAAAGAUGAAAAACUUGAGAUUACUAAAAAUCAGCAAUGUGCACCUUCCUCAAGGCCUCAAUUAUCUUUCUAGUGAGUUGCGUUCAAUUCAUUGGGCUGGAUAUCCUUUAGAAUCGAUGCCAACUAGUUUUGAGCCAGAAAAACUUGUUGAACUCAUUAUGCGCAACAGUCUUAUCAAACAACUGUGGAAAGGAUUCAAGAGUUGUGACGAGCUAAAAUAUAUUGACUUGAGUGACUCGGAAAACUUGAUUAAGAUCCCAAACUUGAGUGGAGUUCCAAAUCUUGAGCAAUUGAUUCUUCAAGGUUGUACAAAAUUGCAUAGGAUUCAUGAAUCUCUUGGAAAUCUCAAACGACUUAUUCAAUUGGAUCUGAAAAAUUGCAAAUGCCUUGAGAGACUUCCACACAAGAUCAACUUGGAAGCUCUUGAAACUUUUAUUCUUUCAGGUUGUUCAAGACUAAAGAAGUUUCCAGAGGUUGUGGGAAAUAUGUCAUGUUUGUUAGAACUUUCCUUGAAUGAGACUGCUAUAACAGGGCUACCGAUAUCAAUUGAGCAUUUAAUUGGCCUUAUUAAAUUGGAUCUAAGAGACUGCAAAAACCUUUCAAGUCUUCCGAAUGGUUGUUAUAGUUCAAUGUCUCUAAAAAUUCUUAAUUUAUCUGGCUGCUCAAAACUCGAUGAAUUGCCGGAAAAUUUGGGAAAAAUCAAAGGUUUGGAGGAGUUAGACUUGAGUGGAACUGCUAUAAUGCAAUCUAGAAGAAGUCCAAAUCCCAUGGGCAUGCUAGAGCGUUCUUUAAUAGGCUUAUGCUCUUUGACCAAGCUUAAUCUAGGUUAUUGCAAUGUUCAGACAAUUCCUAAUGUUCUUGGGUGCUUGCCAUCUUUAGAAAAUUUAAAUUUAAGGGGAAAUAAUUUUGUUUGCCUUCCUGAAAGUAUCAUUCAACUAUCUAAUCUGAGAUAUCUUUGUGUGGGUGGUUGCACUCAUCUUCGAAUGUUGCCCAAGCUUCCAUUAAAUAUUGAUUAUAUUGAUGCAACAGAGUGUACCUCACUGGAAACAUUAUUGUUAAGACCAGAAUACGAUUUUCGGCCGAAUUUUCGUCUUCGCAAUUGCGACAAAUUGAUCAAGAAUCAAGGCUACGAUGACCUAGCUUCAACAUUGCUAAGACAUCGUAUCAUUAAUCCUCCCGAGGAUUACUUGUUGAAUUGUGUCGAGAUUCCUGGAAGUGAAAUUCCGAAAUGGUUUAGAUACCAAAAUGGGGGGGCUUCAGUGAAUCUGCAAGUGCCCUCAGAUUUAUUAUGUAACAAAUUGAUGGGAAUUGUUGUGUGCGCUGUUUUUGUAUUCCGCCAGCAACAUCCACUUCACCAACUUCAUAAUCAAGAUCAUGGACAUAUGAUAGGUUCACCUGCGAUUAAUUGUUAUAUUGGUAACGGUAAAUAUUUUACGAGCAUUUGUUUUGCCCAGGAAUUUUUUAAGAUUGAAUCAUAUCAGCUUUGGCUGGAAUAUUUCCCCUCUACAUACGUGGGAGUGGACUUGAAAGAAAUAUUGAAUAAAGUCGAUGCUAAUGGAUUCAGCCAGAUUGAAGUUAAAUUUAUACCCGAAGGUCCAGGCUUGGAGGUUACAAAAUGCGGGGCCCAUUUGGUAUUCGAGCAAGACAUUGAAGACCUAAUAAACCAAACUAAGGCUGGGUCUAGCAGCUGCAUCAUCACUCCUUAUGAUCAGGAUGGUCUUGAGGAUUCAGAAAAAGAUACCACACCCAAAUGGGGAAACCGUGAUGACUCCGAUGGGGAAGGGGCUGGACCUAGUGGAGAAGCUACCUCUAAUGAUGUAGACGAACCACACCCAAAGAGGAUAAAAGACUCCCUAAUCUGAUUGAAAGAUUAAUUCCACGUUUGGGAAAUUGGCUUGGGAAUUCAAGCACACAAGAACAAGGUGACUCUGACUGCGAGGAAGAGAAAUCCCAGUGAAAUUGGUAGCUUUGAUGAAAUUGGCUGAUCAACUUUCUUGUCUUUUGACUUUUUCUACCUCAUAUUGGAUACGAAGAAGUAUUUAUUUGGACUUUGUUGAAAAGGAGAAACAGUCACGUUGCUGGCUGACGAAAAAGCAUGUGGAACUGAUUGUAUGGUAGUCAUUUUUGUUCAAUUGUGUUAGAUGGUGCAUUGAUGUGGCAGUCCUAUAUAUUGUGUGGUUCACGUCCAGAUUGGUUGAAUCAAUACAAUUGCAUGGAAGCUUCUAUUGCUAGCAACUGCCAAAGCUUGAAGGUGCAGAAGUGUAGGCUUUGUCACGGCUACAUGACUUCUUUAUCUGAUAACUGGGGUCUCAUUUGUCAAUUGAUGGUUGAUAAUGGAGAAAGAUAUAAGCAAAAUUGUUUGUGAAGCAAGACCCUGUAGAUUUAGAAGCUAUGUUGAAGAAGUUUAGCCUAAAAGACUCAGAUUACACGUUGAUUCCAUGCUUAAGGACGAGGGAAAACAAGAUGUACAAUAUCCUCUUGCAUUGCUGCCUUCAUUACUUUUGAGCUUUUCCUUCUAAGCUACUGAAACCAAGAUCAGAUAAAUGGACCAUGGAAUGCUUGACAGCAGAGAUGAUCGUCCUAUUGCCAGUAGUACGGGUUUUGGUGCUACGACCACCACUACACGGUCUUUGGGUGUCUCUGGGGUUGAGGUUGAUGAUGAUGAUGGAGUGGAACAGGUUUCAGAAACUCAAAAGAUCAAAAAAGAUCCCACAAAGAUCACCUGAAAGCAUGUGUAUGUAUACAUAUUCAUCUAAAUAUUUGUUUUUGUGUAUGUGACUAUUUCUCUGUUUGGCUGCAAGGAAACUUGAGGAAAAUUAAUGUAGAAAGGAUACAAAGCUUUGAAUUUUAUCUUGUUUUGAUGUUUUAGUUUCGGGGAAUCAUAAUGCUCGACUAAUAUGGGCUGAAAUAGUAGUGCUGGGCUUAGUUCUUGAGUUCUCAACUUUCUGAGUUUCUUUUGAAACAUAUAAAUUUUGUUUUCUUAUCCUGUAUUUUUCAUAGAAAUUGGACGAGUGACAAAAUUCUAGGGUUUAUUCUUUCUUAUGGUUUUGUUUUCAGAACACAUAAGCACGGCUCCAGCAAGCCAGUUGUGUUUGGCUUUGCUAGAAAUUUCUUUCCUUAACAUAAAUGCAUUUUUUUUACUAAGAAAGUAUAACUUAUUGUGGGACAAUGUGCCGAUUUGGAAUUGUGUUCAUAGAUCUCAUGUGCAUGAUUUGUACUGUUCUCCAGAGCAUAUGAUUUGUAAUGUUCUCUGUAUCUCAACCUGCGCUAUAAAAUAUAUUUUCAAAAGUUAUAUGAGCCCUUAUGUAUUAUUUAUUUUUCUUAAACUUAAACAAUGGUUUUUUAAUUAAGGAAAAAUGAUAGGAUGAGAAGCUUUAUACAAACCUCAAUGCUAGCAAACCACAGUUUUUGACAUUCUUAAUGUUCUGGUUCUUUGGUGGGUUUUUAAACAUACCUCAGUAAAUGAAACAGCCAAAGAAACUUUGUUCAUAGAUGCUAUGACUUUCAAUUAAUUCCCAAGCAUCUUUGUGUUUUCUAAUUUGGUGCUCCAAUUUUACUAGACAUCAAUUAGUUCUUCUUACAGUCAUUAAGGAUGUCCUUGCUGUAAAUUAGAAUUAUGCUUAUAUAUUGGCUCUCAAGCUGUCAAUUUUUUUUGUUUGGGGGGCGAGAAGUGUGCAGAUUGUUGUUGACACUGCGUCUCCUGCGGAUCAUGCUCAUGUAACUAGGCAAAUGCCAGUGAAUUCAGUGUUAUCUUCUGGAGGUAAAGAGGACUUGCUGAUGACCACAGAAAUGGUGGUUGGUGCUACUUCUGCUGAUGACUGUGCUGUCCUUUGAUGGGUUCAGCUGCUAAGUGGGGAAAGAGGCUUUUCAUAGGAUGUAUUCCAAUUGAAGCUACUAUGGAUAAUGUGCAGUUGCAUUUCAGUCAGUUUGGCCAUGCUUUGGACUUGUAUCUUCCCAUGGAUGAAAGAAUGGGCAGAGGUGUGUCCUAGAUGUCAUCAUGAUAUGCCUCUUGUCGGCUUUGGGAUGUGCUUGGGCCUAAUAGGCACUCAUGUGGGUAGCCGGAGUAUCAAAGGAAAGAGCCUCAUAAAUUCCUUAUUAUCUCAGAGAAACUAAAGAAUUCUUGGAGAGGUCAAAACAGAGGAAAGCAUAUGAAGAGUUUGAGAAAAGAUGUCAAGUUUAGGUUGAUGUUUAAAGAAAGUGGCUGCAACUUUAUCCUAAACAGAGUUCUCCAAUGUAACUGGUUUGUGCCUUGUUUCAUCCUUCAUGACCUCUGGUUAAAAGUUUGCUAGUAGCUGGGUUUGUGAUUGUGAUUGUUUUGUUUGUAAAAACAAGAUGUUGGGUAUGAUUAGCACCAAUCAGCGGCUGUAGUUUAGUCUAAAGACUCGCGUCUCUGUGAAGAAAUGGGUUGGGAUGAUAUAUUACUGUUUUCAUGCUAAGAAAGGAGUUUAUGUCAAGGCAGAUGCCUUUGUUGUAGUGGACUA